UCAGCUCACACAAAGCGUAAGGAAGAAAUCGAAAGAAAAUCGUCGAAAGAGCUCUAAACAAGUGAACCGUACCAAAUCCAAACGUUGCAAGUCACGACCAACUCGCGAAUACCAGGAAAAUGAGCGCGAGGUACUAGCUUUAUUGGAGAACACAAGCCUCUCUAUCGAUAACAGUCCACAGAGCCAUCGGAAAGAUGAGUUAACGUUGAGUCUGGAUUUUUUUUGCCGCACCAGCGAGGAAGAACUCCCAACAGCCGGCAGCUCUGCGCAACAUAAAAAGCUACUGAAGACCGAUAGUAUUGAAGCAGCUAGCUUAGACAAUGGCAGUGAGAGAACUGAAGAGGAUGAAAAGCAGCAGGAAGAGUUUACAACUGCUGACGAGGAUGACGAGAAUGCGUCUGAGGGCAGCGAGCGAACUGUUUCACCUAAUUCUACACAGCAGCGCGAGCAAACCGCUUCCACCUACAUACAAGUCGACCAAGAUGAUGUGGUCGUGCAACGGAUUGAGUGUGAAAGGUUCAUACCAGACGCAAAUUUGCUUUUCAAGCCACAAGCGAAACUCACGUCGGAAAUCGCCUUGGCUGCAAGUAGUCUUGGCAAUCUGGAUAGUCGAGGAAAACCGCAAGUAUUACAUGCCAAUAUAUGUCGCAUGCUGAAUCGGCAUCAAGCAGAGCAGCGUGCGAGAGAUGAGCCCAUCUCUAAGGCGGUUGUAGAACAACUAAAGCUUACCAAUUCAACAUGGUCAUCAUAUAUAAAGGAUCGUACACUUUACCGCAGCUUUUGUGCACAUAAAUUUCAUCCGGUAUUUUGCGAACCGACACGUCAACCGGACGAGAUACCCACAAGGAAACUCGUGCGCAUCUACUUGAAGGAGCUACUCUUCACGGCACAUCCGCAUUUGUUGGAGGAACAUCGACUCUCUAACGCCUUGGAGGAGCUCUAUGAGAAUUAUGUGCAGCGGCAACAACAACGUGUUUGUAAAAAGCUGCGCGCACAACUGCAGACCGAGCGUCGUGUGGUCAAUGAGCUGUUGCUGCGUGAGUCAAGGAACAGCGCCGAACAGGAGUCGGCACGCACAAUUGAGCGACGUGCGCGUCAACUGGAGAAUCAAUUACUGAGCGUGCGUGCGCUACGCAAUAGGCUUUAUGAGGAGGAGUCGAAAUCUAAGCAGCUGCUCAAAGAAAUACUGGACACUUGGAAGUGUCUCAAGCAACUACGUAAGACACAAGAUUACCAAUGUACACGCUUCAAACUACGCAUACACGUAGAGGAUGCGGCAAAUACGGCCGCGGAGGCACAACGCUGGGCCGAACGCUUCGAGAUGGACUUGAAUGAAAUUUACCGCGAGGAGUUGGAGAUUUAUUACCGCGCCAAACGUUUGUGGAAGGAGCGCGUUCGCAAGGCCGAUAUAGCGGAGCUACCAAUUAAGCCACGUAAACCGGAUAUCACACAGUUGUCGACGGAGUUGCGCGCCAAGUUAGCCCAGUGUUUGGGUGCGCAAGGCGAACCGAAGAUCAAUGUACAACUACAUCGUGUAUGUGAGGGCGAGUUUUACAAUCUGCCCGGUUUGAAGCGACUAAAAAGUUUCUUCAUGAAAAUUUACUUCGAUGGUGAGUUUGUGAGCGCAACGCGCAGUUAUCGCAUCGAACCCGAUUUACGCAUACCGAUGAACGAGGUGUUUGGCAUCUUUUUGGAGCGGCGCAUGCCAAAGGAUAUAAGAGUAACGCUCUACGAAAAAUUCCGUCUGCACUCAGCGCGCAAAGUUGUCGAUAUAGCAGUGCCUAUACCGCACGCGCUGCACACGGCCGACACCGAGCACCAACGCAUAUGCUUUACAGCACCUCAAUCUUUGAACGUUAGUGGACGUCUCACCAUACGUUUUCAAUGUGAGGAGCAAGUGGACUUGAGCGCCCGCUGGUAUGUGCCAACUGCCGCCAACACCAGUCCCACCGGCUCGUUGCAAAGCUCACCCGCAUGUCCAGCAAUGGCGCGUGAGCUCCAUGCCGAAAAGCUAUUAGUGCAAUUCGACGACAAUGCACAGCACACUGACGAGGACGAAGUAGCAAGUGCGUCGGCCGAACCGGAUAAAGCGCCAGCGAAGUCACUUAACACCUGCACCUUCGAAGAGGACUUAUUGCAUUUUUGUCCUAUCGAAGAUUUGAAGCAUAACCGACGCUUUAAGCUGCUGCGUUCACGUUACUUGAAAAAUGAUCCGCGCACGCGCGAACUGCGCUUUAUUGCGGCGCUGGACAAUGAGCUUGAGUUCGAUUGGUCCGAUAAGGAGGAGGCGAUUAUUGAAGCGGGCGAUUGGCUGGAUCCGAUCGAUUUGCAUAAACAUGAAGGCAAAAAGUAUCUAAAGCAACUCUACGAAGCGAUACGUAGUCAGUGUGCGCGUUUGAGCAUUGCUGCGGCAAGCGCUGAAGAGUUGCUGAUCGGCGAUGUGCCAGCCAGUUGGAGCACAUUCUUUCAGGCUUUGAGUUUGAUCUUCAACCCCAGACGCACAUUGAGCGCGCCACCCACUCUGUCAGCUACGUCACAUGCGCAUGUACUGGAUAUGGAUGCUAGUCAAAACUACAAGAUCGUUUUGAAUAUCGUACGUGCUACCGGUAUACCAGUGCGCAUACCAAACACGACGGAUAACGAGAGUAAGGAACGCAGCAAUGAGAGCCCGAACAUGUUCGUGACGCAGCUUUAUAAAUACUCCAACGUGCGUCCUUUCAUAGUACUAAGUUACAGAGAUAAAUUUUGUCGCUCGCUAACCGUAGAGGGUUCAAAUCCGACAUGGAAUGAGCAACUCAUUUUGCAGUUCAGUGGCAGCUUGACGGAUAUGCGCGAUGAUCUCAAAAUCUCGCUCUUCGACGAAGUGAUCGAGAAUCAUCUUAACGAUGAGCUCAGUGUGCGCAAUAUGGACAUCUAUCAGCGCGUACAAACUAAUUGGCUGGGUGAAUACCGCUUUCCCAUGCACACACUACUCUCACAACAAAAGCUUGAUGGCGUAAUCGAGUUGAAGACACCCAAAGUACUGCUUGGCUACAAACAACCAACUCUGGAGCACAUAACCUCACAAGCUGACGUGAAUAUAUCCAUUGAACAAUUUCCGGAAAUAAAAGAAACGUUGCGCCUUUGGCUCUACAUGAGCAUUGAGCCGCACGUGACAUUGCCACACAUUAAUACCGCUAGCUUGGAAUGUGCCGAAUUGAAGGACGUGCGACAGCAGUUGCUACAGUGGUCGCUGCAAGCGCAAGAGCUGCAUCCCGCACGUUAUAUUGAACCGUUAGUUUGUACAGCAGAGGGUAAACGCGUGUGUUUAACGCGUCUUUUGGAACCGGUGUCACUGCCGUUGGAGUUGAACGAACAGAAGUUCGAAUUGGCUUGCCGUUUCGUCGCACUCUUGAAUGUAUUGAAGACCUACGAUCCGUGCAUGCGCUUCGAUGGCAUUUGGCUAAAUAACCAAUGUGUGUUGGAUACCAAUUGGUGUACGUUGAAGGAUCUUGGCGUGUUGUUAUGUAAUUUUCUGCUCGGUAUUGGUGUUAACUGUUGGCUCGUGCUCGGUCAUGCCACAACAUACGGCGAGUGUGCCUUUGUUUUGUAUCGAAAUGAUGAAGGUGAACUCUUGCUCAUCGAUCCUCAGACGGGCAAACGUUUCGGUACAAAAGAUGUCUUCUGUCCGCUCUAUAAGAUAUGCAUGGUGGUGGCGCAGGAUAAUUUAUAUGCCAACAUUCAAUCUGAAGCACGUAUCACAAUGACGAAUUUCAAUUUGAAGGACACAUCCUGUUGGCUGCCCGCUUUCUCGAAACGCAAUCCCGCCCCUUUGGGCGGUGUACAAAAACUAGAUUACACUUACCAGCUCGCCUUCAAUACAUUCGAGCUGAGGCGCAACAUUGAGCGAAAGAUAAUGAAGAAAAUCAAUUCGUGGCGCGCUAUGCGUAAGACCAUUUGGAAUCGCGCCUUUCAGCCACGCCUUCAAAGCAUUCUUCAAGACUUAGAACAACUAUGUAUAUCCGACAAUGGAUCGUACACUGAAGCGAAGUACACCGAUCAAGUAGCGGCUGAAUUUCCAAACUAUAAGAUCUAUGGCUAUGCCCUCAACUUUCCUUAUACAAAUCUCACUUCGAUUUCUGAACGCAUCAAGUCCACUGGCAUACAUUUGAAUUCGGAUAAGCGUGUUGAGUUUUGCUUGGCGACACAUAUACAUAUCUAUCCAAAUGAUGUGCUCUCUGUGUGGAUAUUUCUGAUAUCAUUGAUACCUAUCGGGUUUAAUUAAGGGUUAAGUUAA
Messenger RNA from Bactrocera latifrons, 4276 nucleotides. RefSeq names its product coiled-coil and C2 domain-containing protein 2A (gene Cc2d2a). The record is from RefSeq and is a predicted model, not a curated record. The transcript has 9 exons. Lineage: Eukaryota; Metazoa; Arthropoda; Insecta; Diptera; Tephritidae. Gene Ontology annotation, biological process: non-motile cilium assembly; protein localization to ciliary transition zone. Bases 650 to 4264 code for a protein of 1204 amino acids. Gene Ontology annotation, cellular component: ciliary transition zone.